AUGGCCCCAAGCGCAAGAAAAUGGCCCUCAAGAGAAAAUAUCAACCCCUAUUUCUAUAACAACCAGCCAGUGCUAACAAACAACCGCAGGCUUCUCCCCGUUGCUGCUCUGGCCCACUACACAGCCCAAGGCUGUGAUAUUGCUAAAGCGCGCCCAAAUCUCGGCAAGGCCUUCAAAGCCCUAUCAGCCCUGGGCCUCAUCAACCGGCUAGGAAACUGGCUCGAUCAUCGCACGCUGAAUAACAGCGUCAGCGACCCAUACAACUGGCACCGCGAAGUCGUAAUCCUAACAGGCGGCAGCACUGGUAUUGGCCGACGCAUCGCCGAGCUGCUCGGGGCACGCGAUAUCAAAGUCGCCAUCCUAGAUAUUACGCCGCCAGCAACCGAUGACGUGCUAUCAAACAGCACGUAG
Messenger RNA from Penicillium samsonianum, 411 nucleotides. RefSeq lists its product as uncharacterized. The record is from RefSeq and is a predicted model, not a curated record. NCBI's taxonomy places the organism in Eukaryota, Fungi, Ascomycota, Eurotiomycetes, Eurotiales, Aspergillaceae. The transcript has 2 exons. Bases 1 to 411 code for a protein of 136 amino acids.